Molecule: messenger RNA, 10324 nt
Organism: Lingula anatina
Lineage: Eukaryota; Metazoa; Brachiopoda; Lingulata; Lingulida; Lingulidae
Product: F-actin-monooxygenase MICAL3
Molecular function (GO): protein binding
Source: RefSeq, a predicted model, not a curated record
UUGUGGCAGCUCUGUACAUGGCGCGGUGUAUUGGGAGUGUUGUAACGUUAUUUACAUUUAACGCUACAGCUUUUCUGGGAAAACACAUUAAUGCCACAGACAAGAAUGCAAUUACCCUUGUAACAAGGAUAUAAAUGAAGCAAUAAUAUAUGAUGUUACCACAUUCAUAGCAGCAGUGAUGAAACAGUUUCAUCACUAUGAGGGACACAGAUUGGAAUUUCCAUUGUGUAGAUAAGGAACAAUUGCGUUAGCUGUGGCAAAUUGUGUUAGUUGUGACAUUGCGUUAACCAGCCAUGAAUCACCACAGCUACCAUCCCCACAACCAGGAUGAAACAGCUGACCAAGUGUCAAAACUGUUUGAUCAGUUUGUCAACGCAAACACCUGUAAUGCCAUUAUGAACACAUUUCAACAGCUGUGUGAGCUGUGUGAUCUCAAGCCAUCAGAACACAAGGAUUUCUACACGAGGUUGAAGGCCAAGGUGAAGUCAUGGAAAGCACAGUCACUCUGGGCCAAACUGGACAAGAGAGCCAGCCAUAAAGAUUACAAGAAUGGUCAAGCAUGUGCUAACACUAGGGUUCUGAUCAUUGGCGGCGGGCCCUGUGGCCUGCGCGUUGGAAUUGAAGCAGCCUUGCUAGGAGCGACAACUGUGAUAGUAGAGAAGAGAGACAGGUUCUCUAGGAACAAUGUGCUCCAUCUUUGGCCAUUUGUUAUCCAUGAUCUCAGAGCCCUGGGAGCCAAGAAAUUCUUUGGAAAAUUCUGUGCUGGAUCCCUAGAUCAUAUCAGUAUCAGGCAGCUACAGUGUAUAUUAAUGAAAGUUGCUCUCAUCUUUGGUGUUCAAAUACAUGUCAAUGUUGGCUUUGAACGCUUGGUUGAGCCACCAGAAGAUCAAACAGAAAAAACUGGCUGGCGUGCUGAGGUCACUCCCAAAGAUGACCCCGUGUCUGUGUUUGAAUUUGAUGUCCUUAUUGGAGCAGAUGGGAAGAGGAACACAGUGCAAGGUUUUAAAAGAAAAGAAUUCCGUGGCAAGCUGGCCAUUGCUAUCACAGCCAACUUCAUCAAUAGGCACACCCAGCAAGAGGCCAGUGUGGAGGAGAUCAGUGGCGUGGCCUUCAUAUUCAACCAGAAAUUCUUUCUUGAUCUCAAGUCAAACACUGGCAUAGACCUGGAGAAUAUAGUGUAUUACAAAGAUGACACACAUUACUUUGUUAUGACAGCAAAAAAGCAGAGUCUGUUAGACAAGGGGGUGCUGAGACAGGAUCACAACGAUACCAUACAGCUGUUGUCUAGAGAGAAUAUAGAUCAGAGCAAACUAUUGGCCUAUGCCACAGAGGCUGCCAAUGUAUCCACCAAUUACAAGCUCCCUAACUUGGAGUUUGCACAUAACCAUUAUGGACAACCAGAUGUGGCCAUCUUUGAUUUUACAUCGAUGUUUGCUGCUGAGCAUUCCUCCAAAGUAAUAGAAAGGCAAGGUCACAAGUUACUUAUUGGAAUAGUGGGAGACAGCUUGCUAGAGCCAUUCUGGCCUAUAGGCUCUGGCUGUGCCCGUGGCUUCUUGGGAUGUCUGGAUGCUGCAUGGAUGAUAAGAAGCUGGGCUUCUGGCAGAAAGACUCCACUAGAAGUCCUAGCUGAGAGGGAAACUAUUUAUCAGCUGUUGUCACAGACAACGCCAGAAAAUCUGAAUAAAAACUUCAAUGCAUACAGCAUCGAUCCUACCACAAGAUACCCCAAAUUGAACAUCACCCAGAAGCCAUACCAAGUACGCAACCUGUAUGAUUGCUUGGACUCCACCUAUAAAGAUGAAGUGGUAGAGGUCCCACACAAGAGAACCAAAACGUAUGAUUUUGUGAUAGACAGUGAGCGUUUGUUGAAGUGGUGCCAGAAGAAGCUGGAGCACUAUAAAGAGUUGGUCCAGGUCACUGAUCUGACCACCUCCUGGAAGAAUGGCAUGGCCCUGUGUAUACUAAUACACCACUACAGGCCACAGUUGAUCGAUGUUUACUCUUUGAAUCCAGAAAAUGCUGCUGAAAAUAACCAGUUGGCAUUUGAUAUAGCAGAGAAGGAGCUGGGUAUCCUCCCUGUUAUGACUGGACAGGACAUGGCCAGCUGUGACAUUCCUGACAAACUCAGCAUGGUCUCUUACAUAUCUCAAUUCUAUGGGCUCUUCAAGAAAGAAAAGUCUGUCAAAUCACCUGGCCCAGAAAAAAGCAAACCCAGUCCGUUCACCACCACUCAAGAGUCCGCUCCUCCACCAAGGAUUAAAUCUCCCACUCAGAGGAUGUCUUUCUUCUCAAGACUGGGACAGAAACUUUCCAGGAAAAAACAUGAAAGGAAAGAAGAAAAGGAAAACAAAGAAACUGGAGAAGAAUCUCUAACCUUUGGUCAGAGCAAGAAAAGAUCCAGAGAUACAAAAGACACUACAGAUGGAGAAGUUGCACUGAAAAAAUUCAACAAGUUUGACAAUGUGGAUAAACAACUACAUGACGCCUCUAAGCACCUUGCAAAAGGAAAUCUGGCAAACCUGGAUGUGGGCGUGAAGGGCAAUAAUAAAGUCAGUGCCCUGGCAGACAAGUUAUUUAAAAAUGUCCAAGCAGCCAAUGAGAUGCCAGGCAGACCAGAAUAUAAGAAACAGGUUUCUGGGCUUCCAAUCAACCAUAACAAUACAACCAGCGAUUUCUGCUACUUCUGCCAGAAGCGGGUGUACCUGAUGGAGCGGCAAAGUGCAGAGGGCAUCUUCUUCCACAGGGGCUGUCUCAAGUGUGCUUACUGUGGCUUUAGUCUUCGAAUAGGAAACUAUGCUUUUGAGAAAACCCCUGAAGGAGAAUCCAAGUUUUACUGUUACCAGCAUUUAGGAAUGAAGAAGAGAGAGAGAAGGAAGCGAAGUUUUACAGAGGAGGAAGAGCUGCCAAAGAUGGAAAAGAAAAUGUCAAUAAAAGGUUUAGACCCUGAUGCAGUGAAGAACACCCAGACACCAGAGAGGAUAGAGUUUGAGUACAGCAUUGAUAACCUGGAGGAAGAUGAAGAAAGGCAGACGGAACACAACCUCAGAGCAUCACUUAGUGCAGAGUGUCUGUUAGAAGAGGGGGAUGAGUCAGAGAGUGAAGAUGAUGAACUUUCCAGUGAGCAUGAAAGUGACUACAUGUCACAGGAUGAAAUCAACGCCUUUUUGGGUAUAGAGGACAGUUACAGGUGGACCCCUGUGACUACAACUAUUAUACCAGAGCGUAUAGAAUAUGAAUACAGUAUGGGAGAGACUGAUGUAGAAGAAGGAGAGGAGGAGCAGACAUCAUACAAUUUAGGUGCCAUGCUAAGUCGCACUGAAAGCAUGGAUGACAUAGAUGAAGAAGGGGAGCUGUCUGAGGAUGAGGAUGAGGAGCUGAAAGAGGUUGUCAGCUCUGAGGAUGAGGAUACCGUCUCUGAGCUGUCUAGUAUUCACACUGGUGAGCACCUCUCAGAGGAUGAACUCUGGGAAUUCUUAGGUAGCAGUGAGAGUGAGGAGUUGGGUCUGACCUACGCUGAGGAGAUGGUCUUGUCCAUGACUGACUUUAUGUUGGAACAUGUCGAUGUUGAUAGCAAUGCCUCUGAUGGUAGCACCGGGUGUGCAGAGGCCUUAAACACUUGUGGUUCCGAUGCUGAGGCGAAACUAGAUCCUAAUGCAGAAUUAGGAAUUGAUGCUAACUGUGAAACUGCUUUUAAUCCAGACUUAACUGGCACAUCUGUCAAAGAAAUAGUGGUGAAUUCUAAUGCAGAGUUAGCAGACAGAUCUGGUGUAGAGAUAGAGAUGCACUCUAAUACAAACUCACACGUAGUGGUCAAACCUGAUUUAGGGACAGAAGUUCUCUCUGAUAUGGAAGUUCUUGAUAAUUCUGAUGUUGCAGUGGACCCCGGGCCUUGUUUAGGGUUGGAUCCUUCUUCAAGCUUGGAGUCGUGUGCAAGUUCUGGCACAGAAUUGCAUAUAAGCUCAGAUGCUGAGAUCGAGGACUGUCCCAAUGCUGAAUUGCACUCAGAAAUGAAGGAGACUCUUGAUGAUCAUGAGAUAUAUAAAGAUACUGGGAAUAAUGUGCUCACCCCAAUUUCUUUCAGUAAUGAAUUAGAGUCAGUUGUCAAUCAAAAUGCAUUCAUAUAUCCAAUAAAAUGCGUAAUUCCCAAAAAAGACUCCCAGAAUCACAUAACUGAGAAUAUUAGAGAAACAAAUGAAGUACCUGAAACUACAGAUCGAACUGCUGCAGUGCAGAGUGAUGUGGAACUGACAGCAGAUAUAAAACAAAAUGUCUCCCCAUAUCCAGUUAUAGUGCCAAAUGAUAACUCCCAGUGUCAAACUACUGACAAUAUCCCAGAAUUACAGAAAUCUGCUUUAGUUAGUCAGGUUUCUGAGAAUAUUGAUGUCAUAGAUCAGGGAAAUCAGAGUAUUGAUGAGGUUGUUGCAGUAUCAUCUGAUAAAUCAGAUUUAGCUGUAGAGCAAAAGAAAUUCACAUAUCCAGUCGAAAUAACUAUUCCAAAACAUGAUUCUGAAUCACCAUCUCCUCCCGAGCUCAAUAAAGAGCGCGAAGAGGCCGUUUUCCUCCUUAAUGAUGUGACGAGUUCGGGUCAUGAAUGGAUAGAUUACUUAGCCAGGAAGGUGGAGUCUCUUUUACGUCCCAGUGCCUUCCCCGCCACUGUUCUCAUGCACGAGUUUAAAGUUAGACCUCGCAGGGAUGAUGAAGAAGAUCAUGAGAGUGACCUCUCUAGUUUUACGCUCUCCAGGGAUAACUUAGAAUCUUUGACCGAGGACGAACUCUGGUCUUCAUAUUAUGGGGAUGUUGAGGACAACGUGUCCACCAGUGGUCAGUACCUUGACAGUCUGUAUUAUACACCUGGACUUGACCGGUCAGUCAGGAGACCUGGACAACCCCCAACUUCAUUGUGGUCUACCACUCCACCACCCCAAACCUCUCAGGUAGUUUCUCCAACCAGUGCAGCAAUGGCUAAUGCCAGGAGAGCUUUCUUUUUCUCUCCCUCUGAGGGGGUCAGCUUUGAUCCCAAAAACUUCCUGCCUGAUCUACAGCCAAAGGAGCCCAUGAAAGCUGAGGAAGAAACAGCCCCUUGUAAAGAUAUGCCAGAUACACCAUUAGAUGGGAUUGAAAUGUCUAUUACCAGUUCAGAAAAAACUGUUGAAGUGAACACUUCAGAGGAUUUUAGUCCCUUGUCUGAACAGAUCACAGAGGAAUUAGGAAAAUGUGGUGAAGACGUUCACGUCUGCACAGAAAUACCAUGCCUGAACUGUUCUAAUGGAGGAGAAACGGCUAUUCCACUUGAACUAAAAGUUGACUCAAUGUCUCUGACACAUGAACAGCAGGGAACAGAAGAAACAGUCUGUGGGGAUGCCACAUUGCCUUCAACUCUUUCCGCAACCUUAGAAUCUGCUGAAUCUGCAGAUGUUGCUUUUGAAGGAGAUAAGUUUCUUCAUGGCCAGGAUGAAGUGUCACAGGGAGAAGUUCAUGUACAAGAUGAACAGCAUCUGGAGAUUGAACCUAAAGUUUGUGACGAAAAAAAGAACAUGAUUGACUCAGCUGUUGAUAGAGAUAAGAAUACUGAUUUAUUGCUGGACUGUUUGUUGAUAGAUAAGGUGGAGGUGGAAGGAGAGGAUGAACAGGCUUUGAUUCAGGAAAUAUGUGGCUCUGACUCAGACCAACUGAGUCUAUCUAGUCUUCAUAGUAGCGAAUCUAUGUCAGAUAAUGCAGUCCUCGACUUCCUUGGGCUGGGGUAUGUAAAGUGUGAGCUGUGUCAUACAAACAAUUACUAUUUGCUGGCAGAUGCAUGUAGUUUAGAAAUUGAGUUUUUUCUGAUAUCUUACUUUAUAUAUGUGGAUAUUCCAGGACAGAGCAGUGAUAACAAGGAAUUCGCAGAAGACCACUACACAGGAUAUGUAGGAUUGUCAGAGAGUGAACUUGAAGAUGAAGUGUAUAGAAAUAAAGAAGAGGAAGAGGAGGAAGAAGAGGAGGAUGAAUUACAGCGGUCCAUGAAUGAGACAUACAAACUUGCUGAUACUUGGAAUUUGAGGCAUUCCAUGGAGAAUUUGCUGGAGAAGAUGGAUGCUGAGGAGGAGGAGGAGGAGGAAGGGGAUGAGGAAGUAGACGAUGAGACUGAGGAGGAAAGUGAGGAAGAAGAGACAGAAUCUGAAAGUGAAGAAGAAGAGGAAGUACCCCCAGUCACUAAGCAAUCCCCAGUUGAUGAUGGCAAGAAAUCACUGGCAGCCAAAAUGAAGGCCAAAGCAGCAUUCCUGAUGGAGGCUCCCAAACCAGUGAGGCUUGACCCAAACAAAGUGUUCAACGCUCCCUCCUCCCCACCACCCCCUGCUUUUGCUCCUCUGAGUGUGUACUGUGAUACAGACAGUGAUGUCAACAAGUUGUUUGAUGGUAAAACCGAAGAGGUCAUGGUUGGGGAUGACAGCAGUCAUAGAAAAGUAAAGGAAAAUAAGAAACAAUCACCUGUAAAAACACCAAAUUCUGAUAAAUCUAAAGGAAAAACUCCAUCCCCAAAGAAAACUCCAUCUCCAAAGAAAUCUCCAGUGACUCCAGUUAGUGAGGUGUUCAUAACUGGGAGAGAGAGGAGGCAGAAAAAAGUGAAGAAAAAUAAAGCAUCAGACUCUAGUCUCACUAUCUCUACUCCCAGUGGAUCUAUUCAUUCAUCUUCAAGCUCACUUGAUACAGAUUUAGUGGAAUAUAAUAAACGCUUAUUGGAUGUUGACACCCAAAACUUGACUCUUAGCCGUACUUUAGAAAGAAAUCUUGCAGAGGAAAGCUUAAAUACUAGUUUCCAAAGUGUUGAAAAUGAGGGUAAAAUGGACACAUCUGGUGACAGUGUGUACUUGACUCCUAAUAAUGUGGAGAAGAGUCCCACUCAUACCAAGAAGACAUCUGGUAGGUCAAGUUCAAGGUCGGGUUCAAGGUCUGGCAGCUCUAGUCCUGUCAAAUCACCAACACAGAAACUUAUUGACAAUGAAUUUACCAAAAACACUGAAACAAAGAUGGAUUUGCCCAUGAAUCAGAGGAAACAAAAGCUUAAGCUGGAACUUGAUUCAUCUCUUUUGAAGUCUGAUUCUGAUGAAGAAGAAAAGUAUCCUUCCAAUUCCACAUAUGAAGCAGAGGUUGGACGAAAGAAAAUUAAGGCAGACACUUUACUUAAGGAUAUGAGUUACGUUCCUAACACUCCAACCCCUAUUGAUGAAACUGCAAUACCUUUUGCAGACCAGAGUCCUGAGCAUAAAAAACCACAGGACGUGUUUCAUACUCCCGACACAUCAAUGAAGAAAAAACCUGCGGAUUCACAGUCUGAGGUUCCCAAGACAAGACGAGUUCUGCCUGCCAUUCCAGCCAAUAUCAAAUCACCCAGUCAGUUGGGAACAAGUACCCUGGAACGAAUCAAGCGAUCUGGUGAAGCAGAAAGAGAAAAGCUUCGUGCACAAGCACGUCUGCGUGCCAGGUUGAAGAGCAACGAAGAGCUGGGUCUGAGGGAAGGUUAUACACCCCGGAAAUCUGGUGGCAGAAUUCGCUCCAGUGACAGCUCAGGGGCAGAAAGCAUGUCACCCACAAAAGACAUUUCAUCCAUACAGGAAAUGCAUGCUGAGACUGGAGGUAUACCAGGCCUCACUAAGAUUGAAGAGAAGUUGGGUAGGACUCAGUCCCCUCUUGAACAGGAUGAUGUGUUUGCCACUAGUCCAGUGUCACUUGAUGACAUUACCAUAGGGGACACAGAUGAUGAGACAGACAGAGGCCUCUUGCAGGAAUCUCAAACCAGCAGUGGUGCAACUUGGUUUGUGGAUGACAAGCCAGGGUUAGCAAGGACAAUCUCAUCUGAACCUGAGCACACAGGGGAGAAUGGCUCGUGUGGAAAGCCAGAGUCUGCAGGGGAUUUGGGCUCCACAGGGGGUCUCGGCUCCACAGGAGAGCUGGAUUCUGCCGAUCACAUUGCUCAACAAAAUGGAAAGAAAUCAAAGAAAAAGAAGAAGAAGGAGAAAAAAGAAAAGGAAAAGAAAAUUAAAACCCCGAGACAUGAAAAUGGAGAAGUUGAUUCCACAGAGGAGAAGAAAGAUAAAAAGAAAGACAGAAAAUCUAUAUUUUCACUUAUUUUGCCUUCUAGUAAAUCUGGUGAAGGUAAAGAUAAAUCCAAGGAUCGUAAAUCCAAGUAUAAAGUUCCAGAAAGUUCUUCAGAACCACAAACUCCUCAGACUCCAGACUCUGAACUUGAAGUCUCCAUGAAAGACAAAUCAUCCAAACUACGGUUCAGAAAGAACAAAGACAAAGCAAAAACACCAGACUCUGAAACCCCUAGAGGUAAAACCAAGUCCAAAGGCAAGGACAAAAAGAAGGGGAAGAAAUUGAAGGAUGUUAUGGAUGAGGAAGGGGCUUUGAGCUCCAAAGUGAAGGACAUGACCCUGCAGGAAGAGGUGUUUGUCCAUGGAGACAAGACGUACACCAGAGCUGGUCUGCUUUCCAGUGGAGGCUCUGUGGAAGAGAAAGUUGUGGCACCCACAGCAGACGAGGAUGACUUCAGUGAAACAGAUAGUGAAAUGGACUACGAAACUACAGGCAGAUCUAAUCACCGUGCUCCCCUCACAGAGGAAGAGUUCAGUGCCAAGGUGGCCAGGCGUGUCCAGAAAGCUGCCCGCCAGCAGCAGCGCAGUCGCGAGUUGAAGCGUCUCCGCAUGGCUCAAGAGAUUCAGAGGCAGCUAGAAGAGGUGGAGGUGAAGCAAAGAGAGCUGGAGGACAGAGGAGUCAUGGUGGAGAAAGCACUGAGAGGGGAGGGCCCAGAAGCAAGGCGUGAUGAAAAGGAACUGAUGCAGGAAUGGUUCAAUCUGGUCCAUGAGAAAAAUGUCCUGGUUAGAUACGAGUCUGAGCUCAUGGUCAGGGCCAAGGAACUGGAGCUGGAGGAUAGGCAUGGAAGGUUGGAGCAGGCUCUUAGAGAGAAAAUGGCCAUUGAUGACAUGAGGAAAACCACAGAGGAAAUUGAAGCAGAGAAGAAGAUUCUUGAUGAACUUUUGGAAGUGGUUGAACAGAGAGAUGCCUUGGUGGCACUACUGGAAGAGGAUAGACUUAGAGAGCAAGAAGAGGACCAGGACCUUCAAGAAAUGAUGAAGACAAAAGGCUUUGCAUUAUCUCCUAUCAGUUAUAGCAAAAAGUUAAAACCUGCACAAACUAUGUAACAUCUGUGAAUUUAGAUCACAUUGUCAUCCUCACCUAAAGCUACAAGUAUUUAAAAUAAUAUGUAUAAUCUGUGCUUCAAAUAAAGUUGGGUUAACUCCUGGUUACAGCAGUUAUCUGUAAGGUGACAGGUCACUGAAUUGUUGGACUCUGAACUAAACUGAUACAUUUGGUCUUACUACCCAAAUGUAAUCAUCUGCUGUAUAUAACAACAUUCUGCAUCUUUUUUGUGGAAAAGUCCAGAAAUACCAUUGUUCAGUAAGUGGCUCUUGUUUUUAUUGCACAAUUUCUCACUAGAUUUUUUAUGUUAAAUGUGAAAUUACAUAUCUGCCAAAACUGUUUCUACUUCUCAGAUUUUGAAGGAAAACUGAAAAUGUGAUUUAAUGGUAUGUAUGUAGGAUGUAAUAUUUUUGAGGGUCAGGUACUAAGCUUGAUAAUGUCCUGUGAUGUACAUAUCGUUUACUCUGGUUUAUGGAAGGGUUGGGGUUUGUUAUUUUAUCACAUUUCCUAUGAGAUGAAUUAUGACCACAUCUUGGUUGUGAGAGAUGAGGUGCAAUGUGGAUGAUAAACAAAUUUUCCCAUUUUUGCUGUAUGAGCAUUAGAUCUUGUAGGGUUGCUUGAUAAUAUACUUAACCUUUUUGUGAUGUAUAAUGUGUAGGAUUGAGGAUCAUAUUUACCUUUGCCAGUAGGUAUAUAAUGACAACAUAUGGGACAGUCAUCCAAAUCAUAAGGGUUCAGGUUGCAACCAAAUGUUAUCCCAAAUCUUUGAUCUCCACAACAUGCCACGGUAGUUCACAUAAUACAGAGCAGUAUGCCAUAAAUAUGAUAUGAGGAUAAUUAAGCUUGGUUAGAAAUUAUAAAAGUGUAUAAUUAAAUAUUUUGUUUAUGUAUUUUGAAUCAGUUUUUGAUUGAAGAGGUUCCUCUAUUGUAAAUACUGGAUCCUCUAGUAUAUAAGCACCAGUAGUAAGCUUUAUCCUCUGUCCUUUUUUGAGUGCCAUGGUAGGUCAAUUUUUAUAUAUAAACACAUGGAUAGUCUCAGUUUUAUAUAUAGUAAUAUAUAUUGUGUGGACAAAAAUUCAUGUGAUAUCUGUAUAUAAUGAUACAAUGCAUCAAGUCUCAGCAAUCUCAAUAAAUUUUGUUUCUUUCA